Effrenium voratum is the source of this 1179-nucleotide messenger RNA. Lineage: Eukaryota; Dinophyceae; Suessiales; Symbiodiniaceae. The record is from the annotation of a GenBank genome assembly.
AUGUGGUGUCUUUGUGCUGCCCUGUUGCUGGGCUCGCAAGCAGCUGCAGCAGCUGGGCCUCCUGCCAGCUUCAUGCUCAUUAGCGGGAUUACUUCGCAGGAGGAGAUGUGCCUUGUUGGGUCUGGUGCAGCAGUUUACUUGGAAGCCUGCAGUGAGUCUGUGGCUGCGAUGGAUGGGCGCGAAGUUUGGACUUUGUCGCCUGGCGGCGCGCUGACCAACACUGCGUCUGGCAAGUGCUUGGGCGCCGGCCUCGAACGCGCUGCGUCUGGCGAGGUGUUGAAGCUUGCUGCGUGUGAUAACGCAGGGCCAGAGGCGAAGUGGGAGCUGCAGGGCAACGGGCAGGUGAAGCUUGGCGCUGGUGGGGUGUGCUUGAGUCAGACAGGGCUUGCUCCGCACGUUGCUGAUGCUGCAGCAGGGGCGUCUGUAGUGGCCAGCUCCACGUUGGAUCCUGGGCACGGUGCUGUGUUGGCCGUGGACGGUGUGGCUUCCAGCUUUUGGGCGUCGAAGCUGGACGAACAAGGGCCCGUCACCUUGUCUGUCGACUUGGGAGAGCCAGCGCGUGUGUCUGCAGUUGUUUUGGAUUUUGAGUAUGCGCCGUCAGCUUUUGCGCUGCAGAUCAGCUCUAACGAUGGCCGUUGGACGGAGGUGUAUGCCACAGACUCCAACGCCUUGAAGCGUGUGAAGGUGUCUUUGCCAAACGCAGAGCUUGCGCGUGGGGUGAAGGUAGUCAUGACAAGGCCUCACCCGGCGCACGGCUCAUUGGCUGGUCACACGCUGUACGGAGUGCGGUCUCUGGAAGUGCUUGGGCCAGCGAUGCAAGCUGUUCUAGAAUCCUGCGCUACUGCUGCGAAGAGCGGGGACGCUCGGGAUAAAUACUUUGCAGUGUCUGUGGGAACGUUGGAUACCGGCGCUGGUGCUGCGCUGCGGUCCGAGCUGCCAGCCUUGGAGUCGGCUGACGCUGCCUUGUCAGCUGUAGUGGUGGAGCUGGCGGAAGCCUUGCCUGCGAUCCCAGCGUGCAGCUCAGGCCGUGCUGCGUCCCUACAAGCAGUUUCUGCUUCCGCUGCUGUGCGACGCGUGGCCGCUGACUCUGGUGUGAAGUUGGACGCAGCGCAAAAGGAUGCUCUUUUCCAGGAGGCCAAGCUCACAGUAGUGGCAGCGCGCAGCGCAAUGCAGAAAUGA